AGAUAAAAAAAUGAUCACAAUAGAAAUUUAUUGAUUUCUAUCUGUCGUGAAUAUUACAUUUUCAAUAAAUAAUUCUGAUAUAAAUAGUAAAAUAUACAUACUUAAAAGAAAGAUUAGUGAGAGUAUGUAAAUGUAACAUACAUGCUAAGGACCAAGUGGUGAUGUAAUAUAAUUUGAUAAUAUGAAAUAAUUAUACUUUGUUUAAGCGGAUUAUAUUUUCUUACUCAAUAUUUUGAAGAUUUACUAAUACCUAAAAGAAUCGUGUAUCAUAAGAAUUUACAAUGUUAAUCUUUAAACACACGACACAAGAAUGUGUAUGUAGACUAAUUUCAUCUGCUUGUAUGUGUCAAUGCAUGUGUAUUCUCCAAGCAGGAGAGCAUGUAAGUGGGAGCCAAUGUUUGGUUGGUGUCUGUUUUCCAGUAAAUUUGCUCACCCAAGUACUUACAUUUGGUUUCAAGGAAAGAUCAGUUGGUGACUACCGGUAGUACAGUUAAGUUGUAAAGAAGUUGAAAAUGACUCUUGGAGGAAGAGUUUUUUUAUUUGUGUUUCUUUUGUAUUCCCUACCAAAAGUAUUAUUUGCAAAUGUAGCUGAUAUAGCAGGAAUUUGCCCAACUAUGAAAAUUGCUGGCAGUGUUACACAAACUGAACUUUUACAAGAAUUAACCCAUGAUUGUCGUUACGACAAAAUGGCUAGACCACCGGGUCAAAUUAAUUCUUCUGAUCCUAUAAAAGUUUAUACAAGAGUAUACAUAUAUAUACUUAGAUCAAAUAUGGCUAAAACUCUGCAAUUUGGUGUAAAUAUGAUGUUACAAUUUCGGUACGUGGAUAGACGAUUGGAAUUCUCAGAUAUUGCACCAAAUUUAACUCAAAUAUAUGGCGGAAAAGUGGCACAUGAUCUAAUUUGGACACCUUCCGUGUAUGUAGCUAACGAACGAAGUUCUGCUGUUGUGGGAAAUAGUGUUAAAGAUUUGCUGAUCUCCAUUAAUCCAUCCGGGAUGGUUGUUUUGAAUACCAGAAUGGAGGCAAUUCUUAAUUGUGGACUUCGUUUAGAAAAAUUCCCAUUUGAUGUACAGGAGUGCCCACUAGCUUUCGAAAGCUGGACAUACAAUGUACAAGAUAUGGAACUGGUUUGGGAUGAAGAUCCAAUUGUGCUUGCUGAUGAGUUACAUUUAACCGAGUAUAAACUCGUAGAAAAAUGGGUAAACCAGUCUCAAGUCUCAUAUACCACUGCACAACAGCAUUAUGGUCAUUUUGCUGGUAAUUUCAGCUCAAUUACCAUAACAUUUAAGUUAGCUCGUGAAAUGGGAUUCUUUAUGAUGGAUUAUUAUAUACCGUCCAUAUUAAUCGUUGUUAUAUCUUGGGUAUCCUUUUGGUUACACAUGGAUGCAGGUCCUCCUCGAAUUGUUUUAGGAACAAAUACGAUAUUGACAUUUAUGACUCUUGCAUCUAAAGUAGAAAAUUCUUUACCAAAGGUAUCUUAUAUAAAAGCCAGUGAGAUUUGGUUUCUUGGUUGUACGAUAUUCUUAUUCUCAGCUAUGGUUGAAUUUGCAUUCGUAAAUACGAUUUAUAGAAGAAAAAAAAAUGUGCCAUUAAAAAAGGUGAACAGCAAGUAUAUACUUAAGUCCACUUUAACUCCAAAAUUAGCAAGGAAACAAUUUCAAAAGAAUACAGUAGGUUUAGAACGAUCGCGUUCUUGGUCUUCGCUCGACAAUGGUACUGUCAGCGAACAGGAUUAUUCAAGCCAAAAUUACCUCACUGUACACAGCUUCCCGAGUACAAUCAAUAUACCUUCGGUAAAGAUCGAGGAAGAUAAGGAUCAAGAAUGUUCCGUGGGGAGCAUCAUGACGAUUGACAGUACUCCACCACCGAAACCUUUUACAAGAAGGCCGACCCUAGCACAAUUACACAAUUUCACAACUAUGACGCCCCAAGAAAUAGCUCAAUGGAUCGACCGACGAAGUAGAAUAGUCUUUCCUGUGGCGUUCAUCAUAUUUAAUAUUCUAUAUUGGUCUUUUAUUUGGAUUUAAAUAUCUAAUAUUCUUUCAUUUCCUGUAAUUGUUUUUAGAAAUACAAAGAAACGCGAAAAAUUGUUCUUCCAAAGUUGUCUCGACUUAUAAAAAUGAUGAGUCGCCGAUAAAAGGGAUUAAAAUAUGAAGUAUAAUUUGCAUUACAAAAAUAA
Messenger RNA from Vespula pensylvanica (western yellowjacket), 2179 nucleotides. It is a transcript of the gene SecCl, whose product is annotated as pH-sensitive chloride channel 2. Gene Ontology annotation, molecular function: chloride channel activity; transmembrane signaling receptor activity; extracellular ligand-gated monoatomic ion channel activity. The transcript has 9 exons. Gene Ontology annotation, cellular component: membrane; neuron projection; synapse. The record is from RefSeq and is a predicted model, not a curated record. Gene Ontology annotation, biological process: regulation of membrane potential; chemical synaptic transmission; chloride transmembrane transport. Bases 513 to 2027 code for a protein of 504 amino acids. NCBI's taxonomy places the organism in Eukaryota, Metazoa, Arthropoda, Insecta, Hymenoptera, Vespidae.